Messenger RNA from Manduca sexta (tobacco hornworm), 1124 nucleotides. Its product is annotated as actin-like protein 6B. The record is from RefSeq and is a predicted model, not a curated record. Gene Ontology annotation, biological process: regulation of transcription by RNA polymerase II; nervous system development. Lineage: Eukaryota; Metazoa; Arthropoda; Insecta; Lepidoptera; Sphingidae. The transcript has 2 exons. Bases 1 to 321 code for a protein of 106 amino acids. Gene Ontology annotation, molecular function: chromatin binding. Gene Ontology annotation, cellular component: SWI/SNF complex; NuA4 histone acetyltransferase complex.
AUGUUGUUUGUCCAGCGUGCGCGGCGUGCGGCGCGUGCGACGCGGAGAGCGCGGCCGGCGCUGUGGGCGGGCGUGCUGUGCGUGGGCGGCGGCGCGUGCCUGGGCGGCUGGCCGGAGCGCGUGGCGCGGGAGCUGUCCGCGCGCGCGCCGUCGUCGCACCGGCUGAAGACGCACGCCGCGCCGUCGCACGCCGAGCGCCGCUUCGCCGCGUGGAUCGGCGGCUCCGUGCUCGCCUCCAUCGGCUCCUUCCAGCAGAUGUGGAUCUCCGCGCAGGAGUACGACGACGCCGGCAAGGGACAGUUGGACAGGAAGUGCCCGUGAAAUAAUUAUCUGUCGCACCGUGAUCACCGAGAAUCAUCGUUGGUGCAUCUAGAAUCUUUCAAAAAUAGUGAAAAAUGUUUAUUAACCGCCGAUUCUAAAGAACAAUCUCAACUGCUAACUACUCAUAAAUAGAAUAUUAAAAUAACUCAUCUAGAAGCAUGAUAAACAAACUAUUCUAAUUGGUAAAUUUUCGCUACAAAUGCAACAGUAGCGGGUAAGAUUCUUUAUAGGAAUUGUUAAUUACUGUGAGAAUACCAUUGUUUUCUAAAAAAAACUUGUGUAAAUUUUAUAUCAAUGAGUAUUACUCAAAAUAAAUAUACGCAACGAAAUAGUAUUUACAAAAUAUUACGACGAAUAAUUGUUUUAGACAGAAAAACAUAUAUUUCGUUACGUACAUAUAUUUUGAGAAAUAUUCUAAAUCCGAAUCCGAAUAAAAUGUUUUCCACUACUCUUGAAACACCCUGUAUAGGUAUAAGGACUACUAUUUAUAGUUUAAGUUUUAAACUAGUGUAGAAAUUGCCGUUUUGGUCUAUUUUCUUACUGGCAACAGUUUACGCGCAAUAUCUUUCACCUUCUGUAAGUUAGGGACAGAGGUCAGGCAAAGUUUUAUUACGAGAUUCAUUAACAAUAUAAAUAUCUCUUUUCGCCCGCUCACUUACUCGAGGUGACUAACAUUUGCGCGUGGACUAUGCAUUUCAAUUUUUAUCAAUGUUGACCAUAAAAUCGGUCAUUUUAUUACACUGACAUUGUCUCGCCGUGUCCGUCUGUAUGUAUAAAAAUAAAAGAUGAUUUUAAAUAUUGAA